Alnus glutinosa is the source of this 2313-nucleotide messenger RNA. RefSeq names its product cationic amino acid transporter 4, vacuolar. Gene Ontology annotation, molecular function: amino acid transmembrane transporter activity. Gene Ontology annotation, biological process: transmembrane transport; amino acid transport. The transcript is spliced from 14 exons. Gene Ontology annotation, cellular component: membrane. The record is from RefSeq and is a predicted model, not a curated record. NCBI's taxonomy places the organism in Eukaryota, Viridiplantae, Streptophyta, Magnoliopsida, Fagales, Betulaceae. Bases 191 to 2119 code for a protein of 642 amino acids.
UAUAUCUAGCAGGGUUACAAGGAUAGCCACUGCUUUUCCUCUUCCCCACUCUCUCUCUCUCUCUACUUUUCUCUGGUUUUAUUUCAAAUUUGCCUGCUUGUUUGUUCCUUGGCAAUUCCCUUUAAAAUCAAGGGAAAGCGGGUCAGUGGGUUUGUUGUAUUUUCAACGAAAAAGAAGCAGGGUUUGGUUGAUGGGUAUGGUUGCUGAUAGGCAAAAUAAUGGGGGGAAUGGUGCAGGAAAGUGUUCAUGGGGUUUUGGAAGUUUGAUUAGGAGAAAGCAGGUUGAUUCUGCUCAUGUACGGAGAGAAGGUCAUACUCAAUUGGCCAGGAAAUUGUCUGCUGUUGACCUCAUUGCCAUUGGAGCUGGUGCAACCAUAGGAGCAGGAGUGUAUAUUCUUGUUGGAACUGUUGCCAGAGAGCACACAGGACCUGCUCUUACUAUUUCGUUUCUGAUUGCUGGACUAGCUGCUGGACUCUCAGCAUUUUGUUAUGCGGAGCUUGCAUGUCGUUGUCCAUCUGCUGGGAGUGCCUAUCAUUAUACAUACAUAUGUGUUGGAGAAGGGUUUGCUUGGUUGGUUGGUUGGUCUCUGAUUCUGGAAUACACAAUUGGUGGUGCAGCUGUUGCUCGUGGCAUAACCCCAAAUCUGGCCUUGUUUUUUGGAGGUGAGGACAAAUUGCCCACUUUCAUGGCCCGUCACACCAUACCUGGGCUUGGUAUUGUGGUUGAUCCAUGUGCAGCAGUAUUAGUUCUUCUUGUCACUGCACUCUUAUGUAUUGGAAUCAAGGAGAGUUCAUUGGCACAAACCAUUGUUACUACAGUAAACAUUGGUGCAUUGCUUUUCAUCAUAAUAGCUGGUGGAUAUUUAGGUUUCAAAACUGGAUGGGUUGGAUAUGAACUUUCCACCGGGUACUUUACAUUUGGAGUCAACGGUAUAUUCAGUGGGUCUGCAAUAGUCUUCUUUUCAUACAUUGGUUUUGAUUCAGUUACCAGCACAGCUGAGGAGGUGAAGAAUCCUCAACGGGAUUUGCCCCUUGGGAUAGCAUUGGCAUUGUCUCUAUGUUGUAUUUUGUAUAUGCUUGUAUCUGCUGUCAUUGUUGGUUUAGUACCAUAUUAUGCCUUGGAUCCAGACACCCCUAUCUCCUCAGCAUUUGCUAGCUAUGGGGUGCAAUGGGCAGUGUACAUAAUAACAACUGGGGCAGUCACUGCUCUCUUUGCAAGUUUGUUGGGUUCAAUUCUUCCUCAGCCGCGAAUUCUGAUGGCAAUGGCUAGAGAUGGAUUGUUGCCUUCAUUUUUUUCAGACAUUAGUGAACGCACCCAGGUUCCUGUGAAGAGCACCCUUGCAACUGGUAUCUUUGCAGCGGCUCUGGCAUUCUUUAUGGACGUUUCACAAUUGGCAGGGAUGGUCAGUGUGGGUACAUUGCUUGCAUUUACCACUGCUGCAGUUUCAGUUUUGAUACUCAGAUAUGUUCCACCAGAUGAGGUUCCACUUCCAUCAUCACUUCACGAGUCCAUUGACUCAAUGUCAUCACGGCUCAGUGGUGAUAUUAAGGAAGUCAAUUGUGAUAAUGUUAAAGAUCCUGCUGGCUCUUGUCAUAGUAAUAACUUACAUGACAAAGGGGAUGCUUUACUUGGAUACCCUCUAAUUGAGAACAAAGUAGCUCAAGGUGAGCAGAAGCAACAAAUGAGGCGCAAAAUUGCUGCUUGGGCGAUAACUCUUUUAUGUGUAGGCAUCCUUAUCCUCGCUUCUGCAGCUUCAGCUGAAUACCUUCCCAGUAUUCUUAGCUUCACAUUGUGUGGAGCUGGUGGAGUUGUUCUGUUGUGCAGUUUGCUUGUGCUCGCUUUUAUAGACGAAGAUGAUGCUAGACACAGCUUUGGGUAUACAGGAGGUUUUGCUUGCCCAUUUGUUCCGUUCCUACCAGCUGCCUGCAUUCUUAUAAACACAUAUUUACUAAUUGACCUUGGUGCUGCCACGUGGAUCCGAGUUUCAGUAUGGUUGCUGAUGGGGGCACUGGUAUAUAUAUUCUAUGGCCGGACCCACAGUUCUCUGUUGAAGGCAAUCUAUGUCCCCUCAGCUUAUGCUAAUGAGAUCUACCGUACCUCAGCAGUUAAUGUGGCAUAGUCUUUGUUACCACAAUCACCCUUUUCUCCCAAGAAGCAUACUUGGAAUGUAAAAGUUCUUGUUAGUUAACAUGGCUGAAUGAACCAAAAUUCAAUCUCCCAUUUGUAUAGUUAUAUUCUUGGGUUGGCAACAUGUAAAUGGCUUAAAGCACAGAGUAAUAAUUCAAUACAAAUAAAAAAAAAGUCUUUUUUUUU